This is a messenger RNA of Oreochromis aureus, 2680 nucleotides long. RefSeq names its product zinc finger protein 665-like. The transcript is spliced from 3 exons. Gene Ontology annotation, molecular function: DNA-binding transcription factor activity, RNA polymerase II-specific; RNA polymerase II cis-regulatory region sequence-specific DNA binding. Gene Ontology annotation, cellular component: nucleus. Gene Ontology annotation, biological process: regulation of transcription by RNA polymerase II. Lineage: Eukaryota; Metazoa; Chordata; Actinopteri; Cichliformes; Cichlidae. The coding region runs from base 455 to 2071 and encodes 538 amino acids. The record is from RefSeq and is a predicted model, not a curated record.
CAUCGUUGUUUGCCAACCGCCGACAAACCACAAAGAAGAAGACGAAGUACUGCGCGUGCACACAGCGGAAAGUAGACUUACGGAGGAACGAUUAUAGCCACAGUCAUCAUACUUGUUAUCUACGACGGGGACUUUUGUGUUUUUUUUCCCAAGUCGGCUAAGGCAAAUAUAUGUCACUGUGCUGAGCUUUCUUACUGCUACGUUUCUGUUUCUCAUGCGUGAUCGGAUAGAUACAGGCUCUCGUAGCUCGGAAAGCUUGGUCUCUCUCCUAGUCCAACUACAAAGCCGGCCUUCUCCGCUGGGGGAUCUUUAGUUCGGGUUAUUCUGAGAGGAGAUCCAGAGCGACUGGCAGGAGGCGAAGAGUCUGCUGGAGGAGCAGCUCAGCAGCUGUGGCAAAAGAAGGGAAAGUGUGCCGAAACCUCUCCAAAUUUAUGACCUCAACAAAAACCAACCAAUGCCAGCAAGUAAAGAUGAACGAGUUGUGAUCCGUGUGGAGAAGACUUUCAUCACUAUGAAGAAGGCCAGAAGACGCCAGCGCAUUGACAGUGGAGACAGAAGCUUCACGUGCGAUCAGUGUGGAAAGGCUUUUAUUCGUAAUAGCAGCUUAAAACAACAUAAGCUCAUCCACACUGGAGUUAAACCAUUCAGCUGUGAUCAAUGUGGAAUGUCUUUUUCUGACAAUAGCAACUUAAAAAGACAUCAGCUGGUCCACACUGGCAUUAAACCAUUCAGCUGUGAUCAGUGUGGACAGGCUUUCACACAUAAUAGCAAGUUAAAAAAACACCAGCUUCUCCACACUGGAUUAAAACCAUUCAGCUGUGAUCAGUGUGGAAAGACUUUCACUGUGAAUGGCAACUUAAAAAGACAUCAGCUUGUCCACACUGGCAUUAAACCAUUCAGCUGUGACCAGUGUGGAAUGGCUUUUACUCAGAAUGGCAGCUUAAAAAAACAUCAGCUCGCUCACACUGGAUUUAAACCAUUUAGCUGUGAUCAGUGUGGAAUGGCUUUUACUCAGAAUGGCAGCUUAAAAAAACAUCAGCUCGCUCACACUGGAUUUAAACCAUUUAGCUGUGAUCAGUGUGGAAAGACUUUCACUCAGAGUGGCAGCUUAAAAAAACAUCAGCUCAUCCACACUGGAUUAAAAGCAUUUAGCUGUGAUCAGUGUGGAAAGGCUUUUACUGAAAAUGGACACUUAAAAAGACAUAAGCUCAUCCACACUGGAUUAAAACCAUUUAGCUGUGAUCAGUGUGGAAAGGCUUUUACUGAAAAUGGCAACUUAAAACAACAUCAGCUCAUCCACACUGGAUUAAAAGCAAUUAGCUACAAUCAGUGUGAAAAGUCUUUUUCUCCGAGUAAUGGCUUAAAAGAACAUCACCUCGUCCAUUCUGCAGAUAAACCAUUCGUCUGUGCUCAGUGUGGAAAGUGUUUCACUGAGAAUGGCAAGUUAAAACAACAUCAGCUCGUCCACACUGGCAUUAAACCAUUCAGCUGCGAUCAGUGUGGAAGGACUUUCACUCAGAAUAGCAGCUUAAAAAAACAUCAACUCAUCCACACUGGAUUAAAACCAUUUAGCUGUGAUCAGUGUGGAAAGUCUUUUACUGAAAAUGGCAACUUAAAAAAACAUCAGCUCAUCCACACUGGAUUAAAACCAUUUAGCUGCGAUCUGUGUGGAAAGUCUUUUACUCAUAGUAACAGCUUAAAAGAACAUCAGCUCAUCCAUACUACAGAUAAACCAUUCACCUGUGAUCUGUGUGGAAAGUCUUUUACUCAUAGCAAAAGCUUAAAAGAUCAUCUUCUCAUCCACACUGGAAUUAAAUCAUUUGUCUGUGGUCAGUGUGGAAAGGCUUUUACUCAGAGUAAAAAUUUAAAAGAACAUCAGCUCAUCCACACUGGAAUUAAACCAUUCAGCUGUGAUCAGUGUGGAAAAUCUUUUACUCGGCGUAGAAACUUAAAAAAACAUCAUCUCCUCCACAUUGGAGUUAAACCAUUCACCUGUGAUCAGUGUGGAAAGUCUUUUAGCUGCAUGAGCUCCUUGAAAGAACAUCAGGCCAUCCACACUGGAGUUAAUUAAUAUUUAAGUGGUCAGUGCUGAAAUGCGGCCACUUUUAUGUAAACAUUUAAAAAAAUCAGAUUGUUCACACUGUAAUUGUAGCAUGUUUGAAUUGUGGAAAUUGUGAAAUUUGUGGAAAUUCUUUCAAAUUCAUGACAAAACUGGCAGACCAAUGUGACAUUACUCUGACAAAGUUCUUUUGGACAUCCUGGUCAAUCAUCUUAUGUUUGAAGAGGCUCUACUGAUUGCAGACUCCUAUAGCUGUCAUGGUACUGGGUCUUUGACCCAGUGCUUUUGGACAUUAGCAUUCCAUUUUAUUGAACAUUGUAAUAUUUAUUGUUUAUUUCUAUUUAUGUUCUUUUAAUUGUUUUUCUGCCUGAUGUAAUAUUUAUAAUUUCUAGACUUUAGGUUCUGUUAUCAUACCUCCCCUCUUUUUCACAUUCGGUGUUUUGUCAGCAGUGGCAUUCCUAGCCUGUUUGGUGCCCUGGGCAAACACCCCCUCUGUCCCACACCCACAGAUAACAUAUAUGUAUGUUUCAUGUGAAUAAUAUGUGAAUAUUAUGUGUAUAUAUGUGUAUUAAAGAUUGUACAUGCAUAUAAAACAUAUAAAACAUUCUACUGUAAAAACUU